Molecule: messenger RNA, 1755 nt
Organism: Klebsormidium nitens
Lineage: Eukaryota; Viridiplantae; Streptophyta; Klebsormidiophyceae; Klebsormidiales; Klebsormidiaceae
Source: the annotation of a GenBank genome assembly
GGUAACUCCAUCGACAGAUAUAAUACAAGCAUGAGGAAAGGGGGAGUAAUCUUGUCGGCGAAGAACCACCACCCCCCCUCGUAAUGCCGAUAUUAAGGACAGCGCUCGCUCGCUUAUGUAAACAACAUUGUUCUCUUUUGUCUUCGAAAUCCCGGGCAAGUGUACAACUUGGAGGUUGUGAGUCUAUCAGAGCUGGUACUGUACAUCUGGUCCUUGGCGCAAAUCCUGCAUGUUCAGCUUGGGAGGCUUUCACAGAUGCUCUUCAUUCUAUCGUGAUCAGCAUGGGACUGCAUUGGUGGCAGACUGCUUAGCACCAGCAGCAAACAGGCUGGCUCUCUGCAUUCGCCUUUGGCACAUCUGUGGCCUCUGUUGUUUUGUGGACCUGCAGCCGCAGAAUUAGACGAGCAAGGUGAGGAGUAAUUGUCAUCUGACACCAUGCUGAGAUCUUCGAGCAAGCACUCGGGGUUUACCGCUAAACUCUUCAAGUCCAAGGUAAAAACCCCCGAGGACCUGGUACAUGCAACCAGCCAUGGUCUGGCGCAGCUGCAAGCAAGGGGGGCCGACCCCAAGGUGCUGGAGGAGCUGGAGGAACACCUGGAGCGUAUGAAGGUGAUCCUGUAUGGAGAGGGAGAAGCUGAACCCGACGUGGCGGCCAGCGGGGCCCUCACAGUUGCUGCUACCCAGGAGGACUUCCUUCGGCUCCUCCUCAGCAGCUUUCCGCACUUCAGCUUCGAGGGUCGCAAGGAUGUGGGCAUGAUUGUGACCAACCUGUUACGGCAGCAGGUGGGCCAGAACCGCUUCCUUGUUGCGGAGUAUCUGGAGGGAAACCGCGACCUCAUCGACCUGGUCAUUGUUGGGUGUUCUUCGUCGACCAUUGACGUUGCCCUCACUUGGGGCUCAAUCAUACGUGAGAUUGCGCGCCACCAAAGCCUGGCUCGAUACAUCCUGGCUUCCCCGGCUUUUUUCCAGCUCUUCACGUACAUCGAGCUGCCUGCCUUUGAAAUCGCCUCCGAUGCCUUUGCCACCCUCAAGGAGCUCCUCACGCGGCACAGGUCACUGGUGGUCGACUUUCUCGCUGCCAAUUACGCUGUGUUCUGGGAGCACUACGACAGCCUCCUGGCCUCUCCCAACUACCUCACGCGCCGCCAAUCCGUCAAGCUGCUGGGCGAGCUGCUGGCCGACAAGGCCCUCAUGCCAGUACUGCAGCCCUACUUGGACGACCCCGCCAACCUCAAGCUUGUCAUGACCCUACUCAAGGACCCCAACAAGUCCAUUCAGCUGGAAGCUUUCCAGGUCUUUAAGGUGUUCGUGGCCAACCCGGAAAAGGCGGCGGCUAUCAUGGACAUCUUGGCAUCCAACCAAGCGAAGCUGCUAAAGUUCCUCGAAACCCUCAAGCCUGACAAAGAUGAUCAGCAAUUGACGGAGGACAAGAAUCAGGUACGAAAAGAGAUCGAAGCGCUGCAGCCACGCACAUCUCGAAGAGGGUCCCAAGAGAGUCUGGGUGGCAGCCGACGAGAGUCGAUGGGUGACAUGGCCCCGGGCAGCAGUAGGCGAGGCAGCUCAGAACAGGUAGUCUCAGAGGAGCAGCACGAAAGGCUAGCCUCAGAGCUGGAUAGGGUACAGGUAAGAGAGGGAUAGAUUCUUGGAAUAUCCUGUUGCGCUGUAAUAGCAUGUACAUGUUGUGAUGCCAUGCAUGUACGUGCGUACCAUGUUGUACCAUCACCGACACUCCUCUCCCCCGGAUCUAACGCGACU